AUGCAGCGUUGGGCUCUGUUGCUGUCGGCUCACCAAUAUGACAUCAAAUAUAAGAGGUCUGAGCAGCAUUGCAAUGCAGAUGGACUGUCAAGGCUGCCUCUGCCAGACACAAAACCAGAAUGCCCUCCAGUCGACAUCUUCUACUUCAAAGAAGUGCAAAGUGCUCCAGUAACUGCUGCCCAAGUGAAACGAUUCACAAGAACUGACCCAGUUUUGUCAGAAUUUCUGGCCUGGAUGUCUCAUGGCUGGAGAGGAAAGAUGACAGACAAAUUCAAACCUUAUCUGAUUCGACGAAAUGAGUUGACAGUCCAGUCGGAUUGCUUACUUUGGGGUUAUCGUGUCAUUAUACCCCCGCCCCUGAGGAGCCUUUUGCUGAAAGAACUUCACGCUGGCCAUUCGGGAAUAGUGAGGAUGAAAGAGAUGGCACGCAGCUACUUCUGGUGGCCUGGCUUAGAUUCAGAGAUCGAAGAGGAAGUAAAGGGUUGUUCAGAGUGCCAGAAUGUAAGGAAUAUGCCCCAGACAGCCCCCUUACAUCCAUGGGAUUUUCCAGAGGUGCCAUGGCAAAGAAUACAUAUAGAUUUCGCAGGACCAUUGGAGAACCACAUGUUUCUGGUGAUUGUGGAUGCUCACAGCAAAUGGCCUGAGGUUGCAGUCAUGCAUAACACAUCCUCUGAGAAAACCAUUGAGGAGCUUAGAACUGUUUUCAGUCGUUUUGGGCUGCCACAACAGCUUGUAAGUGAUAAUGGCCCCCAGCUUGUGUCUGAAGAGUUCCAGUCCUUUCUGAGUGUAAAUGGAAUUCAGCACAUCAGGUCUGCUCCUUAUCAUCCAUCCACAAAUGGCCUGGCUGAACGAUUCGUUCAGACACUGAAGAAGGCUUUAAAGACAUCUCAGGGUAAGGGUUCCCUAAACCAAAGACUGAACACAUUUCUAUUGUCUUAUAGAAACACACCUCAUGCAGUCACAAAAGUCUCCCCAGCUACAGCAUUGCUGAAACGACAACUAUGCAGCAGACUGGAUCUUCUGAGACCAACAGGAACCAAACAAGUUGUAUUGUCACAACAGCGAAUGCAGGUGGAGAGGCGAUCCAAAGCGAAGUUCAGGAGGUUCAGCACAGGUGACAGCAUACUUGCUUGUAAUUAUGGGAAAGGAGCAAAAUGGGUACUCGCAACCAUUCUUGCCCGAACCGGUUUAACGAUGUAA
Messenger RNA from Xyrauchen texanus (razorback sucker), 1200 nucleotides. RefSeq lists its product as uncharacterized. The coding region runs from base 1 to 1200 and encodes 399 amino acids. The record is from RefSeq and is a predicted model, not a curated record. Gene Ontology annotation, molecular function: nucleic acid binding. NCBI's taxonomy places the organism in Eukaryota, Metazoa, Chordata, Actinopteri, Cypriniformes, Catostomidae. Gene Ontology annotation, biological process: DNA integration. The transcript has a single exon.